AUGUCUUCAGAAGCCCCAUUGGACACAGAGCUCAGCAGAAGAAGCCUCAAGAAGCAAUGCUCGUUCACCAUCGAGAACAUUCUCUCCAGCCCAGCAGAGAGAAGUCCCCAGGUUCUGGUCCCAUUCUGUCUCCAGGGGAUCUUGGACUGUGAGCCCAAGGGGUUGUGUGGGCUGGAGGCCAUCGCUGCUGGCUCUCUGCAGGAGGAGGAGGAAGAAGAAGAAGAACUGGAAGCUGCUGGGGCAUGUAAGAAUCUUCAUGGGAGCCAGAACGAGCUGCAGACCUUCCAUCAGAUCCAAAGGCGGACCCGUCGGCACCGGACCAUCUUCACUGAAGAUCAGCUACAGGCCCUGGAGGCUCUUUUCAACCAGAACCAGUACCCAGAUGUUAUCACCAGAGAGCACCUGGCCAACCGCAUCCAUUUGAAGGAGGAGAGAGUAGAGGUUUGGUUUAAAAAUCGACGGGCCAAGUGGAGGCAUCAGAAAAGAGCUUCUGCUUCAGCUCUGCUCCUUCAAGGCACCAAGAAACCCUCGGAGGAGAACUGCUAA
Messenger RNA from Gopherus flavomarginatus (Mexican gopher tortoise), 546 nucleotides. RefSeq names its product goosecoid homeobox 2 (gene GSC2). The transcript has 3 exons. Gene Ontology annotation, biological process: regulation of transcription by RNA polymerase II. The record is from RefSeq and is a predicted model, not a curated record. The coding region runs from base 1 to 546 and encodes 181 amino acids. NCBI's taxonomy places the organism in Eukaryota, Metazoa, Chordata, Testudines, Testudinidae. Gene Ontology annotation, cellular component: nucleus. Gene Ontology annotation, molecular function: DNA-binding transcription factor activity, RNA polymerase II-specific; RNA polymerase II cis-regulatory region sequence-specific DNA binding.